AUAUAUAUAUAUAUAUAUAUUGGUGUUUAAAACCCUCGAAACGCAAACGACCAUUUCAAACCACCUCUUCUAAACAAAAAAACUAAUAACAGCGAACAAACGCACACUAACAAUCUGUAACUCUCCUUCAUUUUCGCGUUCUUUCUCAUCUUUGAAUCUCUCAUAUUCCCCUUGUGUUUUUUCACGAUCCCAACCCAUUCAAAAAAAAUCAAACAAUCAAAACCAACCCAUUAUUGAAUGGAAAAUUCUCAUAAUUCUGAGAAAUCCAUCAGUUUCAUCAGAGGUCGCCAUGCUCGCAGAAAGAGCAGCGACAUUACCACUCCCAACUCAACCCAUUUCUCUUCCAUCGAUUUCAGCCUCGAACACGAUCCUGAUGAAAACGACAAUGUCGAUCAACUUACCCAAGACGUCGAUCGCUUUACCAACACACUAUCAACCGUGGAUGAUAAAUCUGAGCCUCUCGAAGUUCCAGACUCCGUUGAGACUUUCUCCAAGAUCGUCGAAUCGAGAAUUGCGAGGUACUAUUCCCCCAAUUCUCCGACGAUUUUCGGGAAAAUGACGGAGGAGGAUUCGUUUUUUUUCGAAGCUGUGAGGCGAAUUUCGAAGCUGAACAAAACUUUUAACGAUUUUUCAUCCACUGCGUCGUCUAAGGAUCGAACGAGCACGGUUUUACAGAGAGCGAUGGUGUUUUUGGAAGAGGAGUUUCGACAUCUUCUAGAAGAUUCGAAUUUGAAUCUUCUUCUGAGAAAGGAGCAAUCUGACGAAGAAGAAUCGGAUCGCGACGACGAAUCAACAAGCGGACAGAAGGAAUUCCCGUCCUACUCGCCGGAGAUCGUGAUGAAGAUGAAUAGAAUAGCGACGGCGAUGAUCUGCGCAGGGUACGAAACUGAGUGUUGUCAAGUUUACAGCAUCGCGAGACGCAAUGUCUUCAACGAAGCCAUCAAAAGCCUCGAAUUCGAGAUCAAAAGCGUCGAAGAUGUGAAGAAAAUGCAAUGGGAAACGCUGGAAGGAGAGAUCGCGACGUGGAUCAAAGUCGUGAAACACUGCGCCACCGUGCUCUUCCCCGGCGAACGCAAGCUCUGCGAUUCCGUCUUCUCCGACAAUCCAUCCAUCGCCGUCUACCUCUUCAGCAACCUCGCACGCGCCGUCGUCAUUCAACUCCUCAACUUCGUCGACGCGGUGGUUCAAACCAAUCGAUCGGCGGAGAAGCUUUUCAAAUACCUAGACAUGUACGAAGCUCUCCGAGAUCUGAUUCCAGACAUCAACAAAUCGUGCUCCGACGAACUCGCAGCCGAAAUCUCCACCUCCGGCGAUCGGAUCGGAGAAGCCGCCGUCCACAUCUUCUGCGAUCUCGAAAACUCCAUCAAAGGAGACGCCGCGAAAACUCCGGUAGCCGGUGGCGCAGUUCACCCCCUCACCCGCUACGUCAUGAACUAUCUAAAAUACGCGUGUGAGUACAAAGUCACACUAGAACAAAUCUUCCAGAAGAACAAGGCGCUCGUUCCAUCAAUCAAACAUGAGAGAGAAAGCCCAAGCCACAAUCAGACGGGUGAAAACUCAUCAUCAUCACCGUUCGCUACACAGCUAAUGACCGUGAUUGAUCUCCUGGAUCUAAACCUCGAAACAAAAUCGAAACUGUACAAAGACCCAUCUCUCCGAUUCAUAUUCCUGAUGAACAAUGGCAGAUACAUAAUGCAGAAGAUCAAAGCAGCAAGUGAGAUCCUCCAAUCGAUGGACGACACGUGGUACCGAAUUCGAUCGAGCGAUGUGAGGCAAUACCACAAGAACUACCAGAGAGAAACUUGGGGAAAAGUUCUACAGUGUUUGGGGCACGAAGGAUUGCAAGUGAAUGGGAAGGUUCACAAACCGGCAUUGAAAGAGAGAUUCAAAAAUUUCAGUGCCAUGUUUGAUGAGAUUCAAAAGACGCAGAGCACAUGGGUUGUGAGUGACGAACAGCUUCAGUCGGAGCUCAGGGUGUCCAUCUCAGCGGUGGUGAUUCCGGCGUACCGGUCUUUUUUCGGCAGGUUCAGGCAAUACUUGGAUUCAGGGAGACAAGGGGAGAAGUAUGUAAAGUAUCAACCUGAAGAUAUUGAGACCAUGAUUGAGGGACUCUUUGAUGGGAAUGCUAGUUCAAUUGGUAGGAAAAAAAAUUAGAGGUACUCAUAUCAUUUUUAAUGAUCAAAAUCAAUAUCAAUUUUUAAUUUACUACACUAAAAAAAACAAUUACUAUAUUUUGAUUAUCUCAAUAUAAUGGUGGCACAAUUAAGUUUUAUAUUAUCGCCAUAUUGAACUAGAUGGAUAGAACCUUUUUUAAUAAAUUAGUAUCAAGGUUUUUAGAAUUUUGUGCACACAAUAUAUUUUUUUAAUUUAUUUAUUUUUUAAAUGUUUGAAUACCUAACAAUGUUGAUAUAUAUAUGUUGUUGUGAAAGAUAAUUUCAUUUGCUUAUUGGGCUCAAUCGAGACACG
Molecule: messenger RNA, 2466 nt
Organism: Camellia sinensis
Lineage: Eukaryota; Viridiplantae; Streptophyta; Magnoliopsida; Ericales; Theaceae
Product: exocyst complex component EXO70C1
Biological process (GO): exocytosis
Cellular component (GO): exocyst
Molecular function (GO): phosphatidylinositol-4,5-bisphosphate binding
Source: RefSeq, a predicted model, not a curated record